CUCCAUCAUUAUCUUCAUUCCCAACGGUUUUGUUAUAGAUAUCCAUCAUGAUGGCUGGUAAGGCCAAGGCUAUGGGGAAGAAGGCCGGAAACCGUUUGAAACCAGUUCGCACAGAUCCAUUGGAAUCCGUGGGGUUUGUGUCCAAAGGCGAUCACAAUCUACUCCUUGAUCAUAAGCUACAACAGGAAUACUUUGACAAGAUCGUUGAGCGAUACCUAUCCUUCUGCGCCCACUAUGACAAAGACCUAGACGCCGCAAUGGCUUCCCUCCCCACCGGUCCCUCCUCCGACGCAACCAGGAACCCGCCCAUCUCAAGUCGUCCUGCCACCACCACAAAAGGACCAAAUGCUCCCAGUCCUGGUCCAUCAGCAGCUACUGAAUUGUCGAAUCUUUUGCUCGCCCUCCGCAAACUUCGAGAGGCGGUGAUAUCCUCCGACUCCCGCACGCCCGUGGACUUUUCGCAGAGGGUCUAUGUGUUCUCUGUCCGUGUCGCCAUCCUCGCUCAGCACCCGCCCUCAUACGUUCCUUCCCUCCACUAUCUAAUAGACACACUACACAGGUCGUCGUAUCCGCUGCCCGAGUCUGAAUUGAGGGAGUUUAUCACCUAUCUCAUUUUGGACUACGCCUGUCGUGAGGAUAACAUGAUCGCUGCGUUUGAGUUGCGGGCCCACGCACGGAGACGCUACGAGUUCCAGUCAAAAACCGUUGACCGUCUUCUAUCAGCUCUGUUACAAGAUAAUUGGUUCGUGUUCUGGAAGGUUCGGAACGGGGUAGAUUCUUAUAUGCGGAAUGUGAUCAAUUGGGCUGGGGAUCGGGUUAGGAGGCAGGCGCUGAAGGCUGUGGGGAGUGCGUAUAUCAACGUCGAGGCUAGUUGGGUUCUGGAAGGGUGUACGGGGGAGAAUGGUUGGACGUGGGAGAGGCUGGUUGAGACCGAGAAGAUUGGUUGGGAGAAGGAGGGGGAGAAGAUUAUCAUUAAGAGGCCGAAGCGGAAGCCUGAGAAGAAGCUCGACCCGAUCACGGAGAGUGCGAAGCCUUGAUUUUGUUGGGGUAUUGCAUACGAGGCGUUAGGGAUGGUGUUUAGGGAAGUCUAUUUGUAGCAUUCAUGAUUAUAGCGUCAAUUCAUUAUAUUCAUGUCAUCGUCAAGACCGCACAGCUAAGCAUAGAAUACAUUUCUCAAUUCGAGACAUCAC
This is a messenger RNA of Aspergillus ruber CBS 135680, 1190 nucleotides long. RefSeq lists its product as uncharacterized. Lineage: Eukaryota; Fungi; Ascomycota; Eurotiomycetes; Eurotiales; Aspergillaceae. The transcript has 3 exons. The record is from RefSeq and is a predicted model, not a curated record. Bases 51 to 1037 code for a protein of 328 amino acids.